CGCAGGUGCUAGAGCGCGAACCUGAGAAGUCGGUUCUCCGGGUCCCCUGGGCUGCCUGGUGAGUGGCGGACCCGGGGCGACUUCCCAGGCCCCCGCCGUGGAAGGGGCGAAGGACACUCCCCUCGCUGCCCGCUGCAAGAAUCCGGGCGGUUCCCGCACGCACUUCUGGAAAGGCAAGCCAGGGAGCGCGGCGGGCCGGGAAUACAGCCAGGUCCCGGGACCUGCCGGCUGCGGUAACUGAAGGGGGGAUCCCGGACGGGCGGGGGUACCAGGGACAGGAGUAGCCUUGGAAAGAGGAGGGGACCUCCUCCCACGACCGAGGUGAUCGCCGCCUCUCCGCCGCACCCCCGGGCCCUAUGCCGUGAGCAGGCCGGCGAGGCUGGCACGGCGCCCGGGCCCGGGGCGGAAAGCAGGAAGUCGACCCCGCGGGCGCGGCCCAGGGUGCGGCGCUGCAGGUGCGGCGCGGGGUGGCGGGGCGGGCGCCCAGUGCACCGGAGGAGGUGAGCGCCAGGUCGCCUUCGCGGCCCGGGGACGCAGGCCGGGGCGCCGGAGCUGACGGCUGGACCCGGCGAGGGAACAGUAUUUUCUGGAAAGGGUAAGAGAUGCUGCCUUGAGCCUUUGGAAGCUUGGAUCCGGGCCGCCCGGAGGGUCUUGAUAGGGGCACAGGGAAGACAGUCCGGGAGCGGCGACGUGGCCUCCGGCCUCUGGGAGCGCUGCGGAGGUCUCGGACUCGGGAGGGGGCCUGGGGGCGGUGAAAAUAGGGGAAAGGAGGGACCCCAACAUUGCUGUGGAAGAGAGAGUUCGGGCUGGCAGAGGGACGCGGGGCUGCAACGCGGGUCUCCAGAGGCGACGGGGUCCAGGCUGGUGGAGCGCGGCCCGGGUCCUGGAUCCGGGUUCCGGGACGUGGACCUGCGAGCCGAGCCGGCCCGAGCCGAGCCGAGUUGGGGGACCGAGGCUCCGGGGCAGGCCGAGCUGAGGGUGGGAGGGCGAGGGUGAUGGACCCCUUCCAGGAAGCGGGACGAGGCUCUAGCGCCCAGAAAAACCUUCGGUGGAUGCCGAGGUUCUCCCCGCCGGCAGCAGGCAGGCGGAGGGCAGGGACGGGGAUGGCGACUGGUGCGCGCCGCCUCGCCGGGGCUGUAGCUUUAAGGGCGGCGCGGGGCGUGCGGGACCUUUAAGGCCGGGCCGGGGGCGUGUCAGGAAGUGAGUCCUGGGCCCGCCUCUUGGGGAGGCGGCCUCGUCUGUCCGGAGGCUCCCCGGCUGAGCCGGAGACGGCGGCGCGACGUGGGCGCCGGCCCAGCCCCCUCCCGGGUCCUGCAGCCCCUCUGACCCCUCCCCAGCUCUCCCCGCAGCCGCGCCCGGCCUCCGGCUGCCCACUGCACGCCUCCCUCUCCCUGCCCGCCUCUCCCUUCCGCAGCAGCCCAUGCCGCCCUCUCUCCGCACCUCUUCACUCUCGGCCCCGCGCCCUUUUCCUGCACCUUCGCCCCGCGUUCCUCCUCCUGCCGCGUCCUGCCAUUCCCCUCUCCUCCCUUCUCUCUGCGACUCCUUCCUGUUAGGCCCCAGCCUCCUCUCCCCUCACAGGUCUUGGCCUCACCAUCUUAGCCUAUCCCUCCCCCUUGCCCUGUGUCUUGUCUCAGGAGCCUCCUCGGGGUGGGAGCAGGUUGCGGGGCGGCACAGCUGGGCUCACCCCAAAGCAGACGCUCUCUAUGCAUGAGGAUGCUGGGGAGACCUCUAGGCCAGCCCCCAUGUGACAAUUGAGGACUGCAGCUUGCAGAGAACACAAGUCAGCUCACUGCCCUGGACUCCAGGGAAUCAGCGUUCUGGCUGCGGGGUGACCCAACUCCUCUGCUACCAUGAACAGGGCCCCUCUGAAGCGGUCCAGGAUCCUGCACAUGGCGCUGACCGGGGCCUCAGACCCCUCUGGAGAGGCAGAGGCCAGCGGGGAGAAGCCCUUUUUGCUGCGGGCAUUGCAGAUCGCGCUGGUGGUCUCCCUCUACUGGGUCACCUCCAUCUCCAUGGUGUUCCUUAAUAAGUACUUGCUGGACAGCCCUUCCCUGCGGCUGGACACCCCCAUCUUCGUCACCUUCUACCAGUGCCUGGUGACCAUGCUGCUGUGCAAGGGCCUCAGCACACUGGCCACCUGCUGCCCUGGUGCCGUGGACUUCCCCAGCCUGCGCCUGGACCUCAGGGUGGCCCGCAGCGUCCUGCCCCUCUCGGUGGUCUUCAUCGGCAUGAUCACCUUCAAUAACCUCUGCCUCAAGUACGUCGGUGUGGCCUUCUACAAUGUGGGCCGCUCGCUCACCACCGUCUUCAACGUGCUGCUCUCCUACCUGUUGCUCAAGCAGACCACCUCCUUCUAUGCCCUGCUCACCUGUGGCAUCAUCAUCGGGGGCUUCUGGCUUGGUGUGGACCAGGAGGAGGCAGAGGGCACCCUGUCGUGGCUGGGCACUGUCUUUGGUGUGCUGGCCAGCCUCUGCGUCUCGCUGAACGCCAUCUACACCAAGAAGGUGCUCCCGGCGGUGGACGGCAGCAUCUGGCGCCUGACCUUCUACAACAACGCCAACGCCUGCAUCCUCUUCCUGCCUCUGCUCCUGCUGCUCGGGGAGCUACAGGCCCUGCGUGACUUUGCCCAGCUGGGCAGUGCCCACUUCUGGGGGAUGAUGACACUGGGCGGCCUGUUUGGCUUCGCCAUCGGCUAUGUGACAGGACUGCAGAUCAAGUUCACCAGUCCCCUGACCCACAACGUGUCGGGCACGGCCAAGGCCUGUGCCCAGACAGUGCUGGCCGUGCUCUACUACGAGGAGACCAAGAGCUUCCUCUGGUGGACGAGCAACAUGAUGGUGCUGGGCGGCUCCUCCGCCUACACCUGGGUCAGGGGCUGGGAGAUGAAGAAGACUCCAGAGGAGCCCAGCCCCAAAGAGGGCGAGAAGAGCGCCAUGGGGGUGUGAGCUCCGCAGGCACCCUGGAUGGCCCAGCCCCAGGCCCGUACGCAGGCAGAGCCAGCACAGCCGCGAAGGCGGUCUCCCAGACCCUAGGUGCUGUGGUGUGGACUGGGUGCUACUUACAGACCCAAUUCAGAAUACGGUGGUUGAGAAGGAACCAGCGUUUACAAAUAAUAUCAGAAAGUUGCCAAACCCAUCUCUACCCUCUCCUAUUUCUGAGCUUUUGUUCUUCCCAAGGGAGCAGCUACUGAGAGAUGAACCCCUUCACACCACCUCCAGGGCCUGUCUCCCCCACAUCACGCUGAGGACGGGGAGGGGCAAUGACCUUGAAGGGCCAGCAAGGGCAGUGUACUCAAGGGAGAGGGGGUGUGGCCCCGCCACAGCCACCUGGACAGGGUUGGGAAACCUUCCAUCUGCAGUGGGCAGGCAGCCUCGCUCUGGGCCCACAAAGCAGCCUUCCUUUGGAGGAAAGUGUGGGCUGGACGGAAGGAGGAAAUGAGCGAGUUCCCUCUGAGACCAGUGGAUCACCAGCAGCUGCUGGGCAGUGGCCUGGAACGGGGUGGAUCAUGAGAGAGUGCCCAUCUGCACCCUGUAUGUCCAGCUUUUGAGCACGAGGGAACCACGAUUCUCUUAAGAGAUUACGCAGGGUCAUUUAGCAUCCUCCCCCAGUCCCUGACACCACAUUUACCUGCGUGGCUCCCCUGGCCCUGAGUGGCACCUGGCCCCCUGGUCUCCCAGCAGCUGGCUCAGGUAAUAGCCUUCUGAAAGCAGAGCCAGGGGUCCGCUUCUCUUUUCUCCUAGUUCUGCCUGCCCCAAAGCCUUCCUCCCCAGGUGAGGCUGAUGAAGCAAGGGUCCAGAUUAAGAGCCUUGCACCCCAGCUGUGCCAGGCACCCCCACAUUUCUGCAGGGGAGGUGUCAUAGCCUGGUUCUGAGCCGCUUGCCUCGUGAAGGUAAGAGGCUAACCUUUACGUUCGUGCUGACAGAGCCUGCCUGGCCCCACUCGUAGUCCAGCGGGCUCCUAUAACAAAAUGGCAUAAGUCAGUCGGGUGGGCUUCUGAACAACAGAAUCGUAUUGCUCACGGUUCUGGGGGCUAGGGACGUCCACAAUCAAGGGGCCAGCAGAUUGGGAGUCUGCGGAGGGCUAUUUCCGGAUCCAUAGAUGGUACCUUCUUGCUGUAUCCUCACAUGGUAGAAGGAAAAAUAAGCAAGCUCCCUCCUGCCUCUUUAAAAGGACACAAAUCCCAUUCAUGAGGGCUCCACCCCUGUGACCCAGUCAGCUCCAAAGGCUCCACCUCCUAAUGCCAUCGCCUUGUGGGUGAGGAUUCCAAUGUGAAUUUGCCGGUUGUUGGGGGGUGGGGGACCACAAAUGUUGGGACCACAGCACCCUUCACCACACCCUCCUACCCUCAGGGUGGCUUUCACUUCCCCACCCUUCUGGUGGGCAUUUUGUACGUCCUUUCUGUUGGGGUGAUUUCUGAUGUUUUUAGGUCCUGUAGUGAAAAGCUGGGGAGAGUCUUCUCCCCACUCCGGUCCCCGCACAAUCCCAGGUGGAUUCUAAUGCAGCUGCUGGGGCCUGAUGCCCUGCAUUGUUUUUGAUUCAAUAAAGAAUCCCUGAGCUCCUG
Molecule: messenger RNA, 4561 nt
Organism: Saimiri boliviensis boliviensis (Bolivian squirrel monkey)
Lineage: Eukaryota; Metazoa; Chordata; Mammalia; Primates; Cebidae
Gene: SLC35C1
Product: solute carrier family 35 member C1
Source: RefSeq, a predicted model, not a curated record